This is a messenger RNA of Punica granatum (pomegranate), 1110 nucleotides long. Lineage: Eukaryota; Viridiplantae; Streptophyta; Magnoliopsida; Myrtales; Lythraceae. The record is from RefSeq and is a predicted model, not a curated record.
CAUCCCCGUUUCCUUCACAACACAACCCAACACAACACACUUCAAUUCAUCACUCCAAAGGACCACAGCAUCUCCACACUUCUCUAGUCCCUUAAUUACGAUAUACCAAUAUGAAUCGCUUUGUGAGUUUCUCUUUCUCAUGCCUAGCGGCCCUUCUUCUCAUUUCCUUCGCCGAGCCCUUAUCAGCUCAGUCGGUCUCUGCUCCAGCACAAGCCCCGUACCAGUCGCCACCUAUGCCCCCAGUGCAAUCGCCACCACUAUCCCCAGCAGCUGCCCCGGCACCAUCCAGUGCCCUGACCAUCAACUCAAUUCUCCAAAAGUAUGGGUACUUUACCGCCCUGCUCCGACUCCUGAAGAUCACCGGCAUGGACAAUCAGAUCAACUCUCAGAUUAAGCAUGGGAGCGGCCUGACCUUCUUUGCCCCGACAGACAACGCUUUCUCGAAACUCAAGUCUGGAACCCUGAACUCCUUCAACGAUCAACAGCAGGUAGAGUUGAUGCAGUUCCACGUGAUCCCAACCUUCCUCCCCAUGACCCAGUUCCAGACUGUGAGCAAUCCACUCCUGACACUGGCAGACGGGGCCAACGACGGCAAGUUCCCAUUAAACGUCUCCGUCACAGGCAACAGCACUAUCAACCUGUCGACUGGGAUCGAUGCCGCCACUGUGGAGAACACACUCUACUUCAAUGCCGGGAGGCAGCUGGUGGUGUACCAAGUGGACAGGGUCCUGCUUCCCAGGAAGAUCUUCAUGCCUAACCCCCCGCCACCAGCCGUUGCUCCCGCAUUGGCCCCGGCGACUCCAAAGACAGUGGAGCAGCAGGAGCAGCCGAUUACUGAAUCAAAACCGAGCUCGGCCCCAAUGGCUAGGCUUGGAGCUCAGGGUGUGGUGUGGGCCGGAGCUGCCGCCAUUGCUUUGUUCUUUUCAUGAAGAGAGGGAUAGCUGAUCGUGGACGUACUGUUUGUUUAUGGAAGCGUCAUUGAUGCACCGGGUGUCAUUAAUUUUUCUAUUAUCAUUAUCAUUAUAAUUAAUUUUCAUUAUGAGAGUGUAAUAGUAUUGUCGGAAUAAAUAAAUUACAUGGUCCGUGAUUUGGAUUGAAUUGACAUUCAAA